AUGAACUUGGUAAUGGAUCGCAAACGUAACACCUUUACCAGUUAUGUGGCACCUCCGGCAGGUGAUGUCUCAGCACUGGGCGAUGAUGAAUGGAACCUACCCGGUGAUAUGCGUGAUGUCCAUUUGGCAAAACCCCGUCUACUGACCAAUGAACUAGUUGUGGCCUCGGCACCAGCCUAUCUAUUCCCCUCCAUUGCCCCCAUAGAUUUUAGCGUUGAAGCAGAGGGUGGUGGUGCCAAGGGAUCUAAGGAAGCUGUCUUUGGCCUGCUCACUGUUACGAAUUUCAAAUUGGCCUUUGUCCCGCUGCAACGAGAAUCAACCUUGUCCUCCGUGGCCUCUCUGGCCCAGGAACAUUUGCUCCUCUCCCGCAAUGAUAUUACCCUCAAUAACAUCGACCACGUCUACCAGGUGGCGGAGACGGGCAAGGCCGUUAGCGCCCUGCCCGGCAAUGUGGGCAGGCGAAAAAAGAAACUUGAUGCCCAACAGAAACCGAUCAGUGGACGCAUUGCUGCCCUACAUAUUUUGUGUAAAAAUUUUCGCCUCCUCAAAUUUGCCUUUCAGUAUUCCAAAGGUGGCAAGGAUUGGGGUAAGCACAUCGCUUCCGCCCUGGCCCGAUUUGCCUUUCCCACACGGCAUGAUCUCAGCUUUGCCUAUUGCUAUAAGGAACCCUACUACUCGACCCUCUCCAAAUCAUCGGUCAGCAUGUAUACAACGAAAAAUGACUGGGCCCGGGAGCUGAUACGUUGCGGCACUUCCAAUUGGCAGGUGAUAAGUUCCGAUUCCGAACCUCUGCUGCAAAAUGAUCGCCACUCUUCCCGCUAUACAUUGCCUCCCCAUUUUGUCAUACCCAAGGCCUGCCAGGUGGAAGCAUUUCUCAACUGGACCCUGGCCUAUUGUGAUUCGAGGGCCGUCUUUUGGGUGUAUGGCUAUGGAAAUGCCUCACUGGUGCGUCUGGCUGAGCUGAAGAACACCCAGCAGGACAACACAACGGAAAAUGUAAUGUUGGAAGUGGUCCGAUCGACCAACGAUGAGAAGAAGAUACAUUUACUGCAGUUAACCGAUCGCUUGCCCACAAUUUUGGAUGUGCACAAGGCCUAUGAAAAACUGCGGCGUAUUUGUGCCCCCGAAAGUCCUCAACACUUCUCCGUGGAAGACUCGAAGUUUUUGGUACUGCUGGAGAAAUCCAAUUGGCUGUUCUAUGUGUCGUUGUGUCUGCGCUAUUCGUGUGAGGCAGCUGAAAAUUUGCGUGACGGCAUCACCUGUGUUCUGCAGGAGUCGAAUGGCCGUGACCUGUGUUGUGUGGUGUCAUCGCUAACGCAGAUUAUUUUGGAUCCCUUCUAUCGCACCAUUGACGGGUUUCAAUCGCUCAUACAAAAGGAAUGGGUUGCCUUGGAACAUCCAUUCCAGCGGCGUUUGGGUCACAUACGUCAACCGGCCGAUUCGAAUGGACCCCAGGAAGAAAGUCCGGUAUUCCUAUUGUUUUUAGAUAGUGUAUGGCAAUUGCUGCAACAAUAUCCCGAUGAAUUUGAAUUCUCCCAAACCUAUUUGACCACCCUCUGGGAUUCUUGCUUUAUGCCCAUCUUUGAUACCUUCCAGUUUGACUGCAAUGCGGAUCGCAUAAAUGCCGUUAAGGAGAGUCGUUUGAUAUUACGACCGGUGUGGGAUUGGUCGGAACAAUUUUUGGAAAAGGAUAAAAUGUUCUUCACCAAUCCCUUCUAUCAGAAACAAAAAACCGAAGUGCCCUGUCGAAGAUCAGUGGCCAUACCGGCCGGUGGCAUAAUGUUGCCCGGUUUGGCCAAGCCUCCCGUGGCUGCUCUACAACGUUCCACCAUGAUGCCAAACAGUCUGGUGGCACAAUCUUCCAUACCCAAAGAUCGUUUUCUCCAACCGGAUCAUCAAAUGUCGGCGCUGGCCAUAUGGGAACAAUGCUAUUACCGGUGGAUGCCCAUUGUUGAAAUAAAACGUGGUGGUUUUCCACAAAUCGAAUUGCAGCAUCGCAUGCUGCUAAGUAAUGUCUCGAAAUUACAAAGAUGUUUGGAUCUGCAGGAUUUUGAUGAUCUACCGGAUAUCUACUAUGAACUGAGUAAGGAAAAGAAACCGAUUGUGACACAACAUCAGGCUAGCGCUGUGGUGCCCAUAUCCCCUGAGAUAAUCGAUGGCGUUGAACGUCGUCGUCGCAUCUCACUGCCCCAGUCCAAUUCAGCCGCUGCCCUAACGGCGGAAAGUGUUUCCAGUGUUCUACCCGAGAUAUCCUCAUUCUUUCCGUUUAGUGUUAACACCGGAGAAACGCAACAAUUACACGACAUCCUAUCGAGUAGUCAUGAAUUUUUAUUGGAAGGUUCCAUAAUGGAUCGGUUGUCAAUUGCUUAGC
Musca vetustissima is the source of this 2371-nucleotide messenger RNA. Its product is annotated as myotubularin-related protein 10-B. Lineage: Eukaryota; Metazoa; Arthropoda; Insecta; Diptera; Muscidae. The record is from RefSeq and is a predicted model, not a curated record. The transcript has a single exon. Bases 1 to 2370 code for a protein of 789 amino acids.